Dalotia coriaria is the source of this 1120-nucleotide messenger RNA. Its product is annotated as GTP-binding protein SAR1b-like. Gene Ontology annotation, molecular function: GTP binding; GTPase activity. The transcript has 6 exons. Gene Ontology annotation, biological process: intracellular protein transport; vesicle organization; endoplasmic reticulum to Golgi vesicle-mediated transport. Gene Ontology annotation, cellular component: COPII vesicle coat; endoplasmic reticulum exit site. Lineage: Eukaryota; Metazoa; Arthropoda; Insecta; Coleoptera; Staphylinidae. Bases 323 to 904 code for a protein of 193 amino acids. The record is from RefSeq and is a predicted model, not a curated record.
UUAUUAAUGCACUACAAUACGUUUUAACUCAGAAUUCAAGUUGGUACGUGUUAGAAAUCGUAUUUUUCAGCGCUGCGCUCACUGCAGUCGUGUGCGUGCGAGUGUGCGAUGCUGAUUGGAUGAUACGCCGCAGUCGAGGUUGAAUGGUGACACGGGGCAGGCCACUCUCUAGUAACAACGGCGCCACGGCGAAGGGGAUAACACGCACGCUACGCGCACCGUAUAAAGGGAGCCAGCCACCACUAGGAUUAAUCAAACACUGUGAUCUACUUAGCAAAUAAAAUUUGAAGGAAACUAAACCAACCAACACAACGUAGUAAAAAUGUUUAUCUGGGAUUGGUUUACGGGAGUUUUAGGAUAUUUAGGCUUGUGGAAGAAGUCCGGCAAGCUGCUGUUCCUCGGCCUGGACAAUGCCGGCAAGACGACGCUGCUACACAUGCUCAAGGACGAUAGGCUCGCCCAGCACGUACCCACAUUACAUCCCACAUCCGAGGAAUUGUCCAUUGGAAAUAUGAGAUUCACCACAUUCGAUUUAGGCGGACACACUCAAGCGAGACGAGUAUGGAAGGAUUACUUCCCUGCGGUGGACGCCAUUGUUUUCUUGAUAGACGCCUACGAUCGCAACCGCUUCCCCGAGAGCAAAAACGAGCUCGACUCGCUGCUGACGGACGAGACGCUACUCAACUGUCCGGUGCUCAUUCUCGGCAACAAGAUUGACAUGCCAGGCGCGGCGUCCGAGGACGAACUUAGGAACUUCUUCUCGCUGUAUGGCGUGACAACGGGAAAAGGAAAAGUAGCAAGAAAUGAAUUGCAAGGCCGUCCGCUGGAGUUAUUUAUGUGCUCCGUACUUAAGCGGCAGGGCUACGGCGAGGGCUUCCGCUGGUUGGCGCAGUACAUCGACUGAACACAACCGAUCCGAUAACCAAACACCUCUCCCUGAAAAUGUUGAACACUAUCUUCUACACACAGAAACCGAAACAAAAUAGAGCCACACUUUCCGAAAGCCAUAAUCUCCUACAAAAAACAGCAGAAAAACACACACAAGAGACAAAAACAAGCGAAACCUAGAAUUAGCGGUACUUUAAUAUUACAUUACUAUUAAUAAAAUAAUUUAAACAAA